Dermatophagoides pteronyssinus (European house dust mite) is the source of this 1269-nucleotide messenger RNA. RefSeq names its product TBC1 domain family member 20. Gene Ontology annotation, molecular function: GTPase activator activity. NCBI's taxonomy places the organism in Eukaryota, Metazoa, Arthropoda, Arachnida, Sarcoptiformes, Pyroglyphidae. Gene Ontology annotation, cellular component: endoplasmic reticulum membrane. The record is from RefSeq and is a predicted model, not a curated record. Gene Ontology annotation, biological process: positive regulation of GTPase activity; endoplasmic reticulum to Golgi vesicle-mediated transport.
AACGAAAAAUUACAAUUACUGUACUUUAAUCAUGAUUGAUAAUAAAAAGGAUGUAAUCAUGGUGAAUGGUGAGCCAGUGAUGGCCAAAACCAACAAAAAUCACGAUGAUGAUAUUCUUUUUACCGAAUUCAAAGCGAAUCAAAUCAAAAAAUAUCUUCAACAAAAUGAUCGAUUAGCAUUGAAAACAUUGGCCUGUUCGAAUGGUGGAUUUGUUACAAAUAAACUUCGUGUAAAAGUUUGGUGCCGUUUAGCUUAUGUUGAUAAUGAUGAUGAUGAUGAUAAUGAUGAUAUUUCUGAUGACCAAAAUGACAUUCCUGACAAUAUUCAACGUAAUGAUAAUUAUCGACAAGUUAUACUUGAUGUUGAACGAUCAUUGAAAAGAUUUCCACCCAGUGUUGAAGAAGUGCAAAGAAUUGCCUAUCAGGAUAAAUUGACCGAAAUAAUCAUUCGAAUAUUGGAUCAUAAUCCUGAUAUGUAUUAUUAUCAAGGCUAUCAUGAUGUUUGUCUUACAUUUCUAUUAGUGAUGAAUGAACAUCAAGCUUUUCGUUUGAUCAAUGCAAUAUCACGAUCACAUUUACGAUUCUAUAUGGAACGUACAAUGAAUACAACAAGUAAUUUACUUGAAAUUAUCUAUCUAAUCAUACGAGAUGAAGAUGAUGAACUACAUGAUCAUCUUAUACGAUCCGAAGUUGGCACAAUAUUUUCAUUAAGUUGGGUGAUUACCUGGUUCAGUCAUGUACUCAAUGAUUUGGAUGAUAUACUUCGUUUAUUUGAUCUAUUCAUAUCAACACAUUAUCUGAUGCCAAUCUAUAUGACAGUGGCCAUUUUAAUGUGGAAAAAAUCAGACAUUCUACUUGUCGACUGUGAUAUGGCUAGUAUGCAUAAAUUCCUUACAGCAAUUCCUAUUGAAAAUUCAUCAUUACCAAUUGAUCGAUUAGUUCGAGAUACUCUUGAAUUAUCUGUACGCUAUCCACCGGAAGAUACGCUUGAACGACAAAAACAAAUCGAAACAAAUGCUUUAAACGAUGAUGAUGAUCAUCAUCAUCGAAAUGAUCAUGGCCAAUCGAUAAUUAAAUUUUCAAUACAAUUUUUAAGGAGAAAUAUUUUUUCCUUUACAUUCAUCGGUUUCAUAUCGAUUAUGAUUCACCAAUUCUGUUAUGAUUAUCUUUAUUCAUGAUUACUAGACCAUUUUUGUUUGUGUUUUGUUUUUUUGCUUUCAACUUUUCUUUCUUUUCUUUUUUUUAAAAAAAAGGAAUUUAAUUUUAUUUA